Protobothrops mucrosquamatus (brown spotted pit viper) is the source of this 4165-nucleotide messenger RNA. Its product is annotated as membrane primary amine oxidase. The coding region runs from base 54 to 2318 and encodes 754 amino acids. Gene Ontology annotation, cellular component: plasma membrane. Lineage: Eukaryota; Metazoa; Chordata; Lepidosauria; Squamata; Viperidae. Gene Ontology annotation, biological process: amine metabolic process. The record is from RefSeq and is a predicted model, not a curated record. Gene Ontology annotation, molecular function: copper ion binding; primary methylamine oxidase activity; quinone binding. The transcript has 4 exons.
GGGACUGCCUUAUUUAAAUAGCUGGUGAGUCUUCAAGCCAUAUCUUUGCAGCAAUGAACCCAAAAGCUCUCCUUGUUCUUCUUGUACUUGCUUUGGUUACGAUUUUUGCCUUGGUGUGUGUGUUGGUGACCAGGAGGGAGAAGUCUAGUCAUUGUGGUGCUAAGUCACCUAUUUCCUUGGAUGAAAAUCAGAAGAACAAGAAUAUGAUAUUUGCUGCCCUGUCAGCAGAAGAGAUGGUACAGGUGGUGAAAUAUCUGCAACAAAGGUUGCCCUUGGUAGACGCUUCUCAUGCUCUAUUUUCUAAUAAUUUCAUUUAUUAUGUUGAUGUCAAUCUCCCCCGAAAGGAAGAGGUGCUGAAAUUUCUUGAUCAUGAUGGACCACGCCCUCCUCGACAAGCAUUGGCUGUGGUGUACUUUGGAGAUCAACCAGUACCAAAUAUCACUGAGUAUGUUGUAGGGCCACUUCCAGUGCCCACACAUCAUUGGGAUAUGACAGUACAAAAGUAUGGAAAGAAAUUAUCCUAUCAUGGCAGAACCAUAAUUCUCAGUGAGUUUGGGGAUAUUAGGACAUUCGUAGUGGAGAAGAAAUUUCUAGAGGCACCCACUUUUAUGACUCAAGUAUUUGGACAUAAUGGAAGCAAUUUUGAAGAUAUCCUCGCAGUACCUGGGGGAUUUCAGUCUGGAGAUCGCUGUUCCUGGGUUACUUUGUUUCAGAAUGUAAGUGGCUUUUUCCUGCAUCCAUUGGGACUCGAGGUGCUUGUUGACCACAGCAGCCUGAAUAUCUCUCACUGGAAAGUUCCAAAAGUAUUUUAUAAUGGCCAAUAUUUUAACAGUUUGGCAGAACUGGAAAAAGAAUUCAAAGCAAAGCGGGUGAUCGUUGCAAAAGUUAAGCCAGUUUCUUCUGAUGGGGGCUUUUCUUCACUUCAUCCAAGGACACCCCCUCUAAAACCUGGAUCCUUCUAUCAUGAGCCCUUUGAGCCACACUACAAUGUGAGAAACAACCAAGUAACUACCCCAAACUGGAGUUUUGCCUUUCGGAUGGACGUACAUAGAGGACUCCAUCUCUAUGAUAUCCGAUUUAAGGAUCAAAGAAUUGUAUACGAACUCAGUGUGCAGGAUGCCAUUUCUAUCUAUGGCUCCAAUAGUCCUAGUGGAAUGUUAACCCGAUAUAUGGAUGCAAGUUUUGGAAUGGGAAGAUUUGCAUAUUCAUUAGUUCGUGGAGUUGAUUGCCCUUACUCUGCCACUUACCUCGAUGCUGUUUAUUUAAUUGAAAACAUCAAACCAGAGGUACACAAGAACUCAAUUUGUGUCUUUAAGCAGAGUGCAGGGACCCCUUUCCGGCGUCAUUUUUCCAAUUUUCAGUCUGUCUAUUACGGGGGACUGGCUAGCUCUGCAUUAGUUACGCGUUUUAUAGUUACCGUCGGUAACUAUGACUAUGUCUGGAAUUUUAUUUUUCAUCCAAAUGGUGCCAUUGAAAGCAAAGUCCAAGCAACUGGGUACAUAAUCUCAUCUUUCCUCUAUAGUGAUGGGCUGGAUUAUGGUAAUAGAGUUGCAGAUCACACACUUGGUACAGUCCAUACUCAUGUCAUCAACUACAAAGUUGAUUUAGAUGUUGGAGGUGCAAAAAAUUCCUUGGUUACCAAUGAUAUGACUUUUGAGACAGUGAAGGCUCCCUGGAAUCCAGACCAUGAGAUUCGGAGAAUGAAACUGGUAAAAAAGGUCUUGGAUACUGAAGAUCAGGCUGCCUUCCGCCAUAAUGAUAAGAUGCCAAGAUACAUAUAUUUUGCAGCAAACAACACCAACAAGUGGGGCCAUAAGCGCGGCUACCUAAUCCAGACCAUUAGCUUUGCCGGAGAUCAUCUCCCAGAGGCAGAUCCAAUGGAAAGAGCUAUCAGUUGGGGCAGGUACAAGUUGGCUGUCACCAAGCGAAAGGAGGAAGAACCUUGCAGUACCAGCAUCUAUAAUCAGAAUGACCCAUGGACACCUACUGUUGCCUUUGCAGACUUUAUAGAUAAUGAGACCAUUGUUGAUGAGGACCUGGUUGCCUGGAUCACCACUGGAUUUCUACAUAUUCCCCAUGCUGAGGAUAUUCCUAACACUGUGACACUUGCAAAUGCAGUUGGCUUCAUUUUAAGACCUUAUAAUUAUUUUGACAAUGACCCUUCCAUUGACUCGCCUGAUAGUGUGUUCUUCACUGACAAGGAUGACUUCAACUCCUGUGAGAUUAAUCAUAUUGCUUGCCUCCCUAAAACAGCUGCUUGCAUACCCAACCUUCCACCUUUCACUUAUGAAGGUUUCCAAAAUCUGUCAAAGUUCUAAUACUGUCCAGAUUUUGAGUCAAUGCUGCUAUUUGUAUUUGAGUGAAUACAGUAAUGGAAAUAGUUGAGCAUAAAUCUGUGAGUUUAAAAUAGCAGUCUUGAGACCUUUAUUGUUGACUGUGUUUCACCUAAAUCUUAGCUCUGUUGGCAUUGUACUCAUUUGGAAAUUGUGUUUGCAACUUUUUAUGUGUAUCAGCCAAAUUCUUCUACCUUUUUUACCCAACUGCUUUUCCUAUUAUUUUUUUAUUUGAAGAUUAUAAUAAAUAUAUCUGUAAAAUAUAUUAAAUCCCCAUUCUGAAAGUAAUGGUUUGGUCUGUAUUUUUGUAAUUUGCUCUAUUAUCUGUCUGUCUGCCUGCCUGCCUGCCUGCCUACCUACCAUGGAUAUAAAAGAUCUACAUUCUCUUGUUAAAAUGCCAAGUUUUUGAGGUGUAAAAAAAUCAGACCAAGAUAAAUCAUUCAGAAUUUUUCCCACCUGUAAUAUGUCCCAUAUUCUUCACAUGUCUGGGCUGCGGGGUAGAAUGGCAAGACAGAAGCCUUUUCUUAAAAAAGAAAACAUCCAAGCCUGGCUAAAUUUUGCAAACGACUACCUCAUGUCUAACAAAAGCAUGGGAGAAACUGUGUUAUGGUCUGAUGAGAUCAAGGUUGAAUUUUUUGACCAUAAUUCCAAAAAGUAUGUUUGGUGCAAAAACAACACUGUCCAUCAUCAAAAGACACCACAGUGAAGCAUGGUGGCAGCAGCAUUAUGCUUUGAGAUUGCUUUUCUUCAGCUGGAAUUAUGGCUUUAGUCAAGGUGAAGGGAAAUAUGACCAGUUCCAAAUAUCAGUCAGUUUUGGCACAAAACCCUUAGGCUUUAGCAUAACAAAAGAAUGGCUUCAGUAGAAGAAAACCAAAGUUUUGGAAUGAAACUUUGGAAUGAAACUUGAAUCAAAUUGAAAACCUGACAGAUGAUCUGAAGAGGGGCUGUGCACAGGAGGUGCUCUCUUGGAGCGCUUUUCCAAGGAAGAGUGGGCAAAGAUUUCCAGAACAGGAUGUGCCAUGCUGAUGGGCUCCUCCCUUCACAGAUUUGGCAUAAAAUCUAAAGGUGCUUCAAUAAAGAUGCAACCAUGUUGUGGUAAGUUUUUUAUUAUUAUUUUUCUCCUAAACAAUUUUAGUUUGUUUUUCAAUUGAAUUGUACAGCUUAUGUGUUAUAUCAAAGGGAGAAAAGAAGCUGAAGUGAUUUAUCUUGGUCUGAUUUAUUUUUUUUUUACAUCUCAAAAACCUAGUAUUUUAAGAUGGGUGUAGACUUUUAUAUGUGAGUGUGUGAAUAAAAGAGAAUUUUUAAAAGAAUAAAAAUACAAAUUUCAAAAGAGAAAAUUAAGAAAAAAUAAUAAUAAGUGAAAAAAGUACCAAGAAAAGGAAAGACUUUUGAUUUUCUUAAUAGUAUUUACAAGUACAUUAUAUUUUAUUCUCUACACUUGCUCUAGGAAUCUGAUUAAAAAAAUUAAAAAUGUCAUGAAAUUAAGUUGACCAGGAUUCUUUAUCAGAAUUCAUAAUUAUUGUUGCUCUGACUAUUAUCCAUAGAUACAAGCAUGUUCUUCAGUUAGUACAGAUGAUGAUAAAUAUACUGCAUCUAGAUAGACCACGGUGUCACUGUUGAUACAUUGUUAAGAAAUCUAUAAGAAAUGUUUAUUUUAAUAAACACACAUUAUGCUAAGAUGUGGUUUGUUAACCUACAGUUAGUCUUCCAGAUGCUCAUACUAGUUGUUUUGCCAAUUUCUAACUUUUUUUCUGCCUGUUUAGCUGCUAUUGUUUUGUAUCUUGGGAUUGCUUGGAAGCUUCUAUGUGGCAAUAAAAAUCAAUGAACCAGGA